AGUGCACACAAAUAGCAAGCACGGGUUUUCUCGCUUCAUCUCCAAAACCGACUCCUUCCCAACAAAACCUGCAUCUCCAAGAAAACCAAAUCUUCAAAUUUCUCUCCGAAAUCUCCCAUUCUACGCUCUCAUCUUAGAUCUGUUCCAUCUUCGUCUUCAAGUUUUGUUCUAAUUCGCGAUCUCGGCCUCUGCAACAAACCCUAGCCAUUUCCGUUUCGGAAACUGAAAACUUUUGUUUGAAUUAUUCUCGAUUUUGCCACUUUUUACGGCUUUACUGGAAAACCUUAGGUUUAGUUUCUUUUUAGGUUUGUGUGUACAGAUAGUCUUUGGUUGGUUGUUUUAGGUUUUGAAUCUGGUGUUUGUUUGCGAGAUGAAUGGUAGAGGAAGGUAUCCGCCUGGUAUGGGCGUGGGACGGGGUGGGGGUGUUAACAUGAACCCUGCGUUUCAGUCGAGGGUGCCUCAGCAACAGUACGUGCAGAGGAAUUUUGUGCAGAAUCACCAGCAGUUUCCGCAACAACAGCAGCAGCAGCAGCAACAACAACAGCAACAGCAACUGUGGCUCAGGAGAGGCCAGUUGCCUGGUAAUGAUUCCGGCGUGGUAGAUGAGGUCGAGAAGACUGUUCAAUCUGAAGCUGUUGACUCGAGCUCACAAGAUUGGAAGGCAAGGCUAAAGAUUCCUCCACCAGACACACGCUAUAGAACAGAGGAUGUAACAGCUACUAAAGGAAAUGAAUUUGAGGACUAUUUUCUGAAACGAGAGCUACUAAUGGGAAUAUAUGAGAAAGGUUUUGAAAGACCAUCUCCAAUCCAGGAGGAGAGUAUACCAAUUGCUUUAACUGGUAGUGACAUUCUUGCUAGAGCAAAAAAUGGGACUGGGAAGACUGCUGCAUUUUGCGUUCCAGCCUUGGAAAAAAUUGACCAAGAUAACAAUGUUAUUCAAGUAAUUAUACUUGUUCCAACACGAGAGUUGGCACUUCAGACAUCGCAAGUAUGUAAGGAGCUUGGGAAGCAUUUGAAAAUUCAAGUAAUGGUUACCACAGGUGGUACCAGUCUUAAGGAUGAUAUCAUGCGUUUAUAUCAACCAGUCCAUUUGCUAGUUGGAACUCCUGGAAGAAUCCUAGAUCUUGCAAAGAAAGGUGUUUGCAUUUUGAAAGAUUGUUCAAUGCUUGUUAUGGAUGAGGCAGAUAAACUUUUGUCCCCAGAAUUCCAGCCUUCUAUAGAGCAGCUGAUACGUUUUCUUCCAGCAAAUCGUCAAAUUUUGAUGUUUUCAGCCACUUUUCCUGUCACUGUCAAGGACUUCAAAGACAGAUAUCUGCAUAAGCCUUAUAUUAUUAAUCUCAUGGAUGAGCUUACGUUGAAGGGUAUUACUCAAUUCUAUGCUUUUGUGGAAGAAAGACAGAAAGUCCACUGCCUAAACACUCUUUUCUCAAAGUUGCAAAUAAACCAAUCAAUCAUUUUCUGCAAUUCGGUGAAUCGCGUGGAACUGCUGGCCAAGAAAAUUACAGAGCUUGGCUACUCCUGCUUUUACAUCCAUGCAAAGAUGCUUCAAGACCAUCGUAACAGAGUUUUUCAUGACUUCCGUAAUGGUGCAUGCAGGAAUCUUGUUUGUACUGAUCUAUUUACUAGGGGUAUAGAUAUUCAAGCUGUGAACGUUGUCAUUAACUUUGAUUUUCCAAAGAACUCAGAAACAUAUCUUCACAGGGUUGGUCGGUCAGGAAGAUUUGGACACCUUGGGUUGGCUGUGAAUUUGAUCACUUAUGAGGAUCGCUUUAACUUGUACAGGAUUGAGCAAGAACUAGGGACUGAAAUUAAGCAAAUUCCUCCACAUAUUGACCAGGCGAUUUAUUGCCGGUAAAUUUGUGGUGGAUAUGCAGUGCGGUGAUAGUGGGUUGAGGAAGUUGGCUGUUGAAGUUGUCUAUGCUUAGGGACAUGACUGGGAAUUUGAGGUGAUGGUGGAUGACUAGUUGGUGCUGUAUGCUUUUUAACCCUUUGGAUAUUUUUAUCAGUUUCUGGAUUUGAUAGUCUGGAAACUUAAAACAAAAUCAAACAAGAGUCUAUAAAACAGUUUAUAUAAAAUCCCAGAUUGAGCUGGGUCCUCUGUUUCAUCUGGUCAACGAGUCUUUGGUGCUAUCUACAUCACUUAGUUUGAGUACAACUGUGCAAUGGUUGAAGAAUGUGCCUUGUGACCCUAGUCUCUGUCGGUGCAUUUAUUCAACUUAUCGUCUGUCUUUCCAUUAUUAAUAAAAAUCUUUCAUGAAU
Molecule: messenger RNA, 2259 nt
Organism: Rubroshorea leprosula
Lineage: Eukaryota; Viridiplantae; Streptophyta; Magnoliopsida; Malvales; Dipterocarpaceae
Source: the annotation of a GenBank genome assembly